Messenger RNA from Exaiptasia diaphana, 1028 nucleotides. RefSeq lists its product as uncharacterized. The transcript has a single exon. The record is from RefSeq and is a predicted model, not a curated record. NCBI's taxonomy places the organism in Eukaryota, Metazoa, Cnidaria, Anthozoa, Actiniaria, Aiptasiidae. The coding region runs from base 36 to 1028 and encodes 330 amino acids.
AUAAAAACGCUUUCAAGAAGCUCAACUUCCACUCAAUGCUAGUUAAAAUCAAAGAGUUGUUUAAAAUGUGGAAAUGGAGAGGACUUACUCUAAACGGUAAAAUUCAAAUCAUCAAGACGUUCGUUAUCCCAAAAUUGCUUUUUUGUUCCUCUGUAGUAUCGAUUGACGGAAGCUUUAUCAAUGAAUUAAAUCAACUCCUAUAUGGUUUUAUUUGGAAUGGCAAAGACAAAAUAAAAKGAAAGUCACUUAUAAAUUCCUUUGAAAAUGGCGGUCUGAAGAUGCCUGAUGUUGAAUCAGCAGUCCUAGCCCAACGAAUAAUGUGUAUCAAGAAAUAUAUAGAAACAUCCGCUGCCACAUGGAAAACCUUUUUAGACUAUUAUCUGAAUAAUGUAGGUGGUAAAGUUCUCUUCAGUUGUAACUACAAURAUAAAAAGCUCGAUCUAAAUCUCCCACUUUUUUAUAGCGAAUGCAUAAAAGCCUGGUCUUUACUAAAACCUGCGCAUGAGCCUCACUCAGUCAGCCAAAUACUUGACGAAUCAAUUUGGAACAACCAKUAUAUUUGCAUUAAUAAACAAUCAGUUUUCGAUAAAAACGUGUCCGCCAAAGGUAUCAACAAAAUCAGUGAUCUUUACGACCAAAACGGAUUGUUAAAAGUGCGAGUACUAAAUACAUUAUCUCCAAGAGAAAGACUUCUAAUAAAUGGUGUUUUGCAUUCGAUCCCUCCGCUGUGGCUUUCAAUACUAAAAUCGAAUAAAAAAAAUAUUGAACGUCAAAAACCUAACACUGGAGAUAACAUCGUUACAAUUUUUUUAAAUGAUAAACGCUCUCCCUUACAAAAGAUUUCUUCUAAACAAGUAUACUGGAAUCUCGUUGAACAGAAAGUUACUGACCCCACUGCGAAAUCUUUCUAUCAAAGCAAAUUUCAAAAAGAAAUUCAAUGGUCCACUUUUUAUACUCUUCCAGCCAAAUGUUGUUUGGAUAGUAAAACUCGCGANAGUAUUAAGAAAACUGCUAAGAAAACUCAUUAA